Messenger RNA from Chara braunii, 1465 nucleotides. The record is from the annotation of a GenBank genome assembly. NCBI's taxonomy places the organism in Eukaryota, Viridiplantae, Streptophyta, Charophyceae, Charales, Characeae.
AGAAGGUGGGAGAGAGAGAGAGAGAGAGAGAGAGAGAGAGAGAGAGAGAGAGAGAGAGAGAAUAUUGUGGUCGUGUGAAAGGACAUAUUAAGAAGGUGGUAUAAAACGGAGGCGAACUUUUUCAGGAUGAAGAUCCCUGUGCAUAUGUCGAAGGCCGAGCUGGAUGCAUGUCCAGAGUUCGUGGAUCUCCUAGAGCAGCUGGAGACCUACUGCCUGCCAGAUGACCAUUCUUUCGUCCUGCAACAUACAGCAGAGGACAUGGAAGAUGCAAGGCUGCAAAUGAGGAAGGAGAGGUUGAACUACCUCGAAGCGGAGGCUGUGUACGAAGAGGUUGUUGCUGUUCUAGAGUCUUACCAGGCUGUUCUGGUCCUUCUGGAGACAAAUGCUCCCGCGUCGCCGCAUCUUGACUCAAGAGCAGCUCUCGCACAGGCUGGCCUUACAUGCGAUCCAGAGGUGUAUGAAGCCCUGGAAAGGCGAUUGGUGUCGAUGGAAGCAGCACAGAGAUUGCGUCUACCGUUGAUUACCCUGGAUUCUGACGAUCCGGACAAGGAGGCAAAUUUCGAGCUACUGAGAGAGGAUGGGAGCGCACCUCCCCCCCCCCCCCCCCCUGCUGACGAGUUUCACGUGUGGGGCUCUGCCACGCAUAUGCUCGGUGUGCAGCCACAUCAACUGCUGCUGCAAGGGUGUCAUCAGCCGCCGCCGAAUGAAGUGCAAGGGUCAUAUCAACGGGAGGGAGCACUCUGUGUGGAGGACAGGUCGCCCUUUAUUUUGGAGAUUGAAGCAAGGUUAACAGAGAAAUGCGACAGACUUGCAGCAGCGCUUGACGCCGGCGCAUUGGACGCCUCCGCCGCAUCAACAGCAGGGAGACCAUUGCCAGAGAGGGUGUCGGAGGCGGUGACAGAGCUGACCCGGGAGCGGCAGACGUUGCUUCAGGACUUCUGUUCAGCAGAGGGCAAGCUGUGCGAGUUCUAUAGCGUUCUGGAGCGGAUACUCGGAGAGCUGCUGAAGAUCACGCAGUCCCACAGGCUCGGUCAUCAACAUGAAUAUGACAAGAUGAAGACAGAGUGGCUGUGCCGUCGCGUCUCCACGAUGCAGUCCAAGUUGAGGCGUCUUGAAGCUAUGGUCUUGAAGGAUACCUAUACCCCAAUGGCAGUGGGUGCGCUUGAGGUCAUUCGUGGGCACUUGCAGCAGGCAAUGGAGGAAGACAGCGCAGUUUACAGCAGAGCGAAGACGCGUCUAAGGGAGUUUGAGGGUAUCGAUCCUCACUUUGACGAGAUUGCGACCAGAUACGGACACCUAACAGCUAGGCUGAAGCAGAGCGAAUGGACGCUGAAUGAGGUCCAGAAAGACCUUGUGGUGCACGAAGACUGGCAAUUAUAGUUUUUUGAAUGUGUGUGUGUGGAGAGAGAGAGAGAGAGAGAGAGAGAGAGAGAGGGACAUCAGGGGCGUGGUCGCACUAGAAAAG